AUGGCGCAGCCCGAGGCGGCCCUCGCCGCGGCGCUCGCGAAGAUCAACAAGACCGCGACGCCGCAGGACCUCAAGACGUCGGGCCCGCGGCUCCGGGCCCUCCUCGCCGACGUGCUGCAGGAGAUCGACGGCUCCGUCUCCGGCGACGUCGACGACCAGAUCGCGCUCCUGCGCGUCCUCGGCCUCGACCCGACGCCGGACCUGCGCGACCAGCUCCUCGCGGGCGACCGCCGCGCCGCGCUGCCGCUGCUGGAGUUCUGCACCGCGAACGUGCAGACGCACAAGAAGCGCGUCUACGACGCGCGCUUCUCGCUGUCCGUGCGCGUGCUCGCGGAGCGCGCGGCGCCGCGCAGCGACUCCGCGGCGGCCUGGGCGGCCGCGCGGGACGCGUGGGCCCCGCCGGCGCCGCCGAAGCCGCCCGCGGCCGCGCCGCUCUUCGAGCGCGCGCUCGAGGUCGGCGUCCCCGAGACCUGGGACCUCGACAAGCUCGCGGCCCUCGCGAAGAUCGACGGCAAGGAGACGGCGGCGCACCCGCGGCGCACGAUGUCGCAGCGCUGGAAGGCGUCCGCGCGGCGCCUCGCGGCGAAGAUGCUCAAGCGCACGGGCGGGACGCGGCGCAAGAAGCCGGCGACGGACAAGGAGGCGCCGCCGAAGGACUGCCUCCACGCGACGGAGCCCGGCGCCGUGACGCCCCAGCUGCUCUGGAGCUACCCGCGGCGCGAGCCCGGCGAGCUCGCGGGCGAGGUGCUGCCCUUCUGCUUCCCCAACGGCGUCCGCGUCGAGCGGUCCAAGCCCGACGGCGACGACGACGCCUUCGUCUUCCAGCUCUCCCUGCCCGACGACGGCCCCGCGGCGGCGGCCGCCGCGGGCCAGUCGCAGUCGCUCGUCUACGGCGUCUGCGUCGUCGAGUGGGCGUCGCGCGCCACGGCGUCGGGCUCCUUCGCCGUGCCGCGCGCGACGUGCCUCCUCACGCGGCUCCCGCUCCUCGACCUCCACGCGGCCGUGCUCCGCGACGCGCUGGCCGUCGCGCGCCGUUCGCGGGACCGCCACCUCGCGCUCCGCCGCGUCUUCGGCCGCUACGCGGCCGUCGAGGCGCCGAAGCCGGGCAUGCCCGCGGCCUUCGCCGCGGACCCGGCCGCGGAGCCGCGCCGCGGCGUGCGGCCCGCGGCGACGACGGGCCUCGACUUCCUCCGGGGCGCGCGGCCCGUGGACCUGCCGGACGCCGUCGCGCCGCACAUGGCGUGGACGGCCGCGGAGUACGCGGCCGUCGACGCGACGGCGCACUGGGCCGUGCCCCGGCUGCUGCGGCUGCUGCCGCUCCACACGCUGCUGCGCGCGCUCGCGGGCGCGCUCUGCGAGAUGCAGGUCGUCGUCAUCUCGCGCGACCCGGCGCGGGGCGCGGCCGCGGUGCUCGGCCUCGCGGCGCUCGCGCGGCCCCUGCUCUGGGUCGGCCCCCUCGUGCCCGUGCUCCCGGCCCAGCUCCACGCGCUCCUCGAGGCGCCCGUGCCCUUCCUCGUGGGCGCGCCGCGGACGGAGACGUGGGCGCGGUGCAUCGCGGAGCGGUUGCCGAAGCCGGGCUUCUUCGUCCUCGACGCCGACGACGGGGGCCUCUGCUUCCACCCCCACGACGCGGACCUGCUGGAGCUGCCCCACGCGGACGCGCUCGCGGACGCGCUCGCGCCGCUCGUCGAGGCCGCGCGCGGCGCGGACGCGCCGGACGCGCCGCGCGCGCGCGACGCCGCGGGCCACGCGGCGCGCGUCGUCUGCCGCCACGUCGCCAAGCUCGCGACGGUCGCCCUCAAGUUCGAGUCGACCCAGGCCGCGAACCCCGCGCGGCGGAGCCGCCUCGCCGAGUCGGUCCGCGGCCGCGAGUCCGUCGAGUUCGCGAACCUGAUGCGCGAGGAGUUCGACGACGGCGACGACGAGGACGCGGCGGAGCCCCCCCCGGCGGGCCGGCGCGGCGGGAGCGUCGAGUGCUCGCGGUCGCUCGUCCGCGGCGGCUUCCUCGAGGCGGGCGACCCGCGCGCGUCCGCGCUCUGGGCGCGGCGGUCGACGAACCUGCGCCUCGACGAGUCCAUCGCCCGCGACCCCAUGCGCCGCGUCUUCUUCGAGCGCGUCGCCGAGUCCCAGGCCUACGCCGUCUACCGCGAGUCGUUCCCCACCUUCGCGGGCUUCGGCGUCGGCGCGGACCGGCCCGCGGCGGGCUUCGGCGUCGGCGCGGACCGGCCCGCGCCGGCGCCGAAGCGCGACGCCGGCGAGUCGCCGACGUCCGUCGACGACGACCCGCUCCUCGCGACCGUGAGCUGGCGGCCCCCGUCGCCCACGGACCUGCCCGACGCGAUCGACGCGACGCCGCUCCACCGCCCGCGCGCGUCCAUCUCGCCCCAGCGCUCCAAGUCGCCCCACACCUUCGCCGCGCCCGCCGCCGACGACGACGCCUCCGCCUUCCAGCUCGACGACCCCUCCGUCAUCACGGAGCUCGGCUUCGAGGGGCAACUUGAGGGGCAACGUUGA
Messenger RNA from Aureococcus anophagefferens, 2514 nucleotides. RefSeq lists its product as hypothetical. The transcript is spliced from 2 exons. Lineage: Eukaryota; Pelagophyceae; Pelagomonadales; Pelagomonadaceae. The record is from RefSeq and is a predicted model, not a curated record. The coding region runs from base 1 to 2514 and encodes 837 amino acids.